UAUAAUCACCUCCAUUAACACUCAAUAAACUUAUUCACAUCUUUCCAUUUCUGGUAUCAAUCGUAAUGUAAUUCCUGACAAAAUGAGAUUGUUUCAGGCUUACCCUUUUCUUUUCUUCCUUUCAUUAACAGCAGUAGUAUCAGCAGCAGUUAAAAAAAAAAAAAAAAAAAGAAAAAAAAAAAAGUAUCAGCAGCAGUUCCUAUUUACUCCAAGCCAGGCUGCAACCAUACAUGUGGGAACGUGAGGAUUCCAUACCCUUUUGGAAUCGGUGCCAAUUGUUCUAUCAAUAAAUGGUAUACCGUUGAUUGCAACUCCUCCAAACCAUAUUUAUCUGAACUCAGCCACCUGGAAGCCUUGAGUGUGAACUUGGAAGAUCAAAUAGUCACUGUUAAUACGCCAAAGAUCUCUGAUUGCCAAACCCGUGUUUGGAAUGGCAGUCAGACGACGAGCAUCGAUCUUGGUAGGAGCCCGUUCCUGUUUUCCAAAUCACACAAUAAAUUUGUUGUUGAGGGGUGUGGUAAUGCUGUCAUGAUGAACCAUGCGCGUGCUCUCACGGGAUGUUCUACAAAUUGUCUUAAUGGCAGUACUGUUAGCGACGGAAACAACUGCCUUGGCUUUUCUUGCUGUCAAACAACGAUUCCUUAUUAUCUUAAGUCGUACCACAUCAAUCUCACGCGGUUAGAAAGACAAGGUGGAGAUGGAGCGUGCGUGUCUGCCUUCUUGGUGGAUAAGAAUUCAUAUGACGAAGGAAGGUCUUCUGACUCUUUGAUUCCCAUAUCACUUCUGUGGACUCUAGCAGACCGUGACUACGAUCAAGUAACUUGUCGUUAUUAUUACCGUGAUAGACUCAAAGUGGAUGUGGGUAAUGGUACUACAAUGGAUACAUGGAAAUGUUCAUGUGGUAGGCCUUUCCAAGGAACCUCUUAUUUAUUGGAUGGAUGCCAAGCUACGGAAGAGUGUGCAAGGUGUGAAAGUAUAGAUCGAGGUUACUGCGAAUAUAUCGAAACAUAUUAUGUUGAUGGCUUAGCUAAAGAAUGGAACUUCACUUGUAGAAGUAGAAUUCGUUAUACUCGUUCAUACUCAUACAUGGCUGUUAUGAUUACUAUAACUGUUGUUGUCAUCAUAACCUCUGGGUUAGGUUUAAUAGCAGUCAUCUAUACAUCAUACAAGCUAAUCAAGAAAACAAUAACCAAAAGACGAAGAAAGAGCGUUUUUAAACGCAUUAAUGGUGGUUUAUUGUUGAAGCAACAAGAAGAGAUUGACCCGUCUUUAGUUGAUAAAACCAUACUUUUCACAUCACGUGAGUUGGCGAAGGCCACUGACAACUUCAAUCAGAAUAGAAUUCUAGGAAAAGGAGGCCAAGGUAUAGUCUACAAAGGUAUGUUAACCGAUGGAAGGAUUGUGGCUGUCAAAAAAUCAACAUUAGUUGAUGAAAGCCAAUUAGAACAGUUCAUCAAUGAAGUGGUCAUUCUUUCACAAGUCAAUCACCGAAAUGUGGUCAAGUUAUUGGGGUGUUGCUUAGAGACAGAGGUUCCUCUGCUAGUUUCUGAGUUCAUUCCAAAUGGGACCUUGUAUGAUCGCAUUCACGACGAGAGUCACGAGUUACCAUUAUCUUUUAACAUGAGGCUACAAAUUGCUACAGAGGUUGCCCAAGCACUUUCUUACUUGCAUUCGGCUACUUCUAUUCAAAUAUAUCAUAGAGACAUAAAAACUACUAAUAUACUUUUGGAUGAUAAGUAUAGAGCCAAAGUUUCUGAUUUUGGAACUUCAAGGUGUGUAUCAACUGAUCAAACUCACUUGACUACCUUAGUCAAGGGUACAUUAGGCUACUUAGAUCCCGAGUAUUUUCACUCUAGCCAAUUCACAGAAAAAAGUGAUGUAUAUAGUUUUGGAGUUGUUAUGGCUGAACUCUUAACAGGAGAAAUGCCCAUUUCCUUAACUGGAUUUGGUGAAAAUAGAAGUUUGGUUGCACACUUUAUGUUGGCUAUGGAAGAAGGGCGUGUUAUGUCUAUUUUUGAUGCAUUGGUGAUUAAAGAAGGUACUAGGAAUGAGCUUCUGGUUUUAGCUAACCUAGCUAUGCAAUGCUUGAAUCCGGUUGGAAAGAACAGGCCAACAAUGAAAGAAGUAGCUGCAGAGCUUGAAAUCAUACGAACAUCGCAUAUUCCCUUCAUGGUUCAAAACAACAUCGGACAGGUGAUGCAUGGUGAAGAAAUAUCCAUGCUAUCAUAUGGUGAAUCAACAUCAACAUCAACAUUUUUGAGUUUCAAUGAUAGGAUUAGUCAAUGACGCAAAAAGUCAGUGUUUUCUUCCUCUAAAAUAAAAUGAUGUUGUCAUAUAAACAUAUAAUUUCCAGAUCAAUAUGUAAUAGAACUUUAUGUAAUCUUAAAUGGGUUUGAUAGUAGAAAUAUUAAAAUACUGUCAUUUUCU
Molecule: messenger RNA, 2427 nt
Organism: Helianthus annuus (common sunflower)
Lineage: Eukaryota; Viridiplantae; Streptophyta; Magnoliopsida; Asterales; Asteraceae
Product: wall-associated receptor kinase-like 2
Exons: 3
Coding region: 529-2286 (585 amino acids)
Biological process (GO): protein phosphorylation; cell surface receptor signaling pathway
Cellular component (GO): plasma membrane
Molecular function (GO): ATP binding; protein serine/threonine kinase activity
Source: RefSeq, a predicted model, not a curated record